AUGAGCGCAACCGAAGGCAACUACGGCUCCGUCACUAACUCGGUGCCCGUGGUGAACGGCGACUCUCGCCCUUCUGGUGACGAGGAGCAAUCUCUCCUUGGCGGCGGCAGAAAGCCAGCCUCCAAUUCUCUGCGCAAGAAGCUGACCAAAGACGUCAAACGCGACUGGGCUGACUUGGUCCUCCUCGCGUGCUACAUCAUCACUGGCCUACUCGACAGCUCUUCCAUCUCCAUCUGGGGCUCCUUUGUGUCAAUGCAAACAGGAAACACCGUCUACAUUGGCCUCGGCCUUGCCGCGCCAACUGAGUCAACCCGGUGGAUCAAGUCCGCCACGUCCCUUGGCUCCUUCUGCCUGGGUUCCUUUCUCUUCAGCCGCUUCCAUCGCCUCUUCUCCCCCAAGCGCCGCUGGGUUCUGUGCGCGUCAUUCAUCGCGCAGACGCUCCUUUGCAUCGCUGCCGCCCUCAUCCUGACCUUCGGCCCCAAGGCUGGCAAGGACGAAAUCUCGUGGAACGUGCUCGUACCCAUCGCCCUCAUUGCAUUCCAAAGCUGUGGCCAGGCCGUGACGAGCCGCGCGCUAAAAUACAACGCCCUCACUAGCGUCGUGCUGACGAGCAUCUACUGCGACCUGUUUUCCGACGCCGAGCUGUUUGUCGCCCACAACGCUGAGCGGAACCGUAGGGUGGGCGCGCCUGUUUUGCUUCUUGCUGGUGCCAUCUUGGGCGGGACUUUUGCUCACACAUCUCUGGGUAUUGCUGGCGCGUUGUGGACGGCAUCUUUCUUGAAGUUUCUGGUUGUCUUGUCGUGGUUUUUCUGGCCUGGCGAGUCGACUUCUAACGAGGAAUAG
This is a messenger RNA of Colletotrichum spaethianum, 843 nucleotides long. RefSeq lists its product as uncharacterized. The coding region runs from base 1 to 843 and encodes 280 amino acids. The transcript has 2 exons. Lineage: Eukaryota; Fungi; Ascomycota; Sordariomycetes; Glomerellales; Glomerellaceae. The record is from RefSeq and is a predicted model, not a curated record.